This is a messenger RNA of Hemicordylus capensis (graceful crag lizard), 2076 nucleotides long. RefSeq names its product lithostathine-like. The record is from RefSeq and is a predicted model, not a curated record. The transcript has 4 exons. Lineage: Eukaryota; Metazoa; Chordata; Lepidosauria; Squamata; Cordylidae. Gene Ontology annotation, molecular function: signaling receptor activity. The coding region runs from base 1362 to 1832 and encodes 156 amino acids.
CCAAGAAUUAUUAUUAAAACAUUUUUAUGACAAGAAUGACUGCUGGCCAGCAACAGGAUCUCUCCUUAGGGAUGUGCACAAAACCGGUUUGCCCGGUUCGGUUCGAAUAUGAACUGGGUUCGAACCGGGAGGGGAAGGCUCAGUUUUGGUUUUUCUUGAACCGCCCGGUUUGGUUCAAAUUUGAACCGGUUUAAAUUGGUCUGAACUUCCCAAAGUGGGUGGGGUGGUAGUUGGCACCCAUGGGUGCCUACCACCCAACCCCCAAAGCAAUCGGACACUCAUAUGGUUUUUAGUAAUUCUGAGUGUUGAUUCUUUGGUAACAUAUGAGAUUUUCAAUGACAAACCAUCAAUCCACUCUCAUAUGCUACCAGAGAAUCUACACUCAGUACACCUCAGAAACAACAAAACCCAGAACCCCAUGGGUUAGCAAUGGGGCCACCCCAGUGCCCCCCCCCCUGCAAGUGCAAUUACAGGGUUGCUGAAACCUCCAUUAUUCCCUAUGGAGAAAAACCUUAAAGAUGCGUAAACUUCAAAAGUCACUUAAAAAUCAGCCCUUUGCCCAAUUCCUUUCAAAUAAUUCUGGUAGCUUCCUUGCCCCCCAGGCACUACCACCCACCACACUCUGCUCUAGGCUACCCCUUUCCCCCCAAUGUGAAGCUAUAUAUUUGAUGGAAUCCUCAUUAUUCCCUAUGGGGAAUUCAAAAAUACUUUAAAAAUUCAUCAAUAAUCGGAGGAGUGUCUGAUUGCCUUGGCACACCUCACUUUUGUGCCCUUAGGUGCUCCACAUAGGGGAUAAUGGGCUGGUUUGAGUCUCAUUAUAUUCUGAAAAAUAAAAAUAUUGCAAAGAUUCAUUAAAAAUUGUAGGAGUGUAUUGCUUUUGGGUUUGGGUGGUAGGUGGCACCCAUGGGUGCUCCACAAUAGGGAAUAAUGGGCUGGUCUGAGUCCCAUUAUACUCUGAGGGGGGAAAAUCAAAAAUUCAUAAAAGAAAUAUCGUACGAGUGUCCAAUUGCUUUGGGGGCUGGGUGGUAGGUACCCAUGGGUGCCAACUACCACUCCAGCCACUUUGGGAGUUCAAACUGAACCCCCCAGUUUGGUUCAAAUUCAAACCGGCAGCUCGAACCUAAUGGCUGGUUCGGUUAGAAUUCAAACCGUUGAACCGAACUGGUUCGAAUUCAAACCAGUUUGCACAUCCCUAUCUCUCCUUCCUUGUCAGCUUUGGAACACCCAAUGAGGAUUUCAGGGGCUGUUCCUCCCCUACCUUCUCCGCCAACCUGUACUGCCUGCCGCCUUCAUCCAUGCUUAGUGGAGGGCCAGUGCAGUGAGGUCAGGGGUGCAUUCCUUGAGACCACCCUUCUAAACCAAUGUUGAAAGCACCUGUGCUGAACACUGUUAUUCCACUGAGAAAAUGUAAAAAGAACAUCUGCUGUGCUGGUUGUAUGAUGCUCAAGGCCUCAGGAAGAAUUCCACCGGAAACCCCACCCGUGGUGGUGCUGAUGGCCAUUUGCCAGCAAAACAGGAAUGGCGGCCACUUAGCUUCCAUCGCAAGUGAGACCCUGGUGCAACGUAUUGGCGGUUACCUGUCUCAAGUCAACCUGGAGACGGAUUUUGUGUGGAUUGGGCUGCAGAGGACGUCGACUGCGAACAUGCAGCGUGGCUGGCGAUGGACUGAUGGCACACCAUUUAGGUACAGCAACUGGUUGGGUGGAACACCAAACAAUAUUGGUGGGAAGCAGUACUGUGUGGUCCUCACACCUGGGUCAGGGUAUAAGAGCUGGGAUGAUGCUACCUGCAGCAUUGUAAGACCUUUUCUCUGCAAGUGGAGAGCCAGUUAGGCCUCCUAUCGGGGCUCUCUAUGAGCCAGAGGAGCUCAGAGAUCCUGUUUGGAAGGAAAUGAUGGCGGCUGAAAGGAAGCCUUUCCUCCUGCACCUUCUGAGACUCUCUCCACAUGAGGAAGCCUCUUCACCAGAUACCUGGAAUCCAUCUGGAGUUCUCUUCUAAAUAUCACUUGAACCUUCCCUGUCUGUCUUUCUGGGGAAUGUGCUUCUUUGCUUGGCAAUAAACUUAGUUAGAAUCUUC